Messenger RNA from Solanum tuberosum (potato), 810 nucleotides. RefSeq lists its product as uncharacterized. Gene Ontology annotation, molecular function: nucleic acid binding. The transcript has 3 exons. The record is from RefSeq and is a predicted model, not a curated record. Gene Ontology annotation, biological process: DNA integration. The coding region runs from base 1 to 810 and encodes 269 amino acids. Lineage: Eukaryota; Viridiplantae; Streptophyta; Magnoliopsida; Solanales; Solanaceae.
AUGCACAACUCGAAGGUUAUCAAAUCAAUUCUUUCUGAGUGGAGAACUUAUAGGAUGACUCCCGACUUGGGGUUGCUAAGGUGCGUCAAAGCUGGAGAAGCUAGCAGGUUGAUUGAAGAGAUACACGCAGGAACAUGUGGUCCUCACAUGAACGAUAUGAUCCGAGUUCCUCCCAACAAACUCAAUGUUACUAGUUCACCUUGGUCAUUUGCAGCUUGGGGCAUUGACGUCAUUGGUCCAAUUGAGCAGCAGCAUCUAAUGGACACAAAUUCAUUCUUGUUGCAAUUGACUACUUCACCAAGUAGGUCGAAGCUACCUCUCACAAAUCGGUUCAGAAUUCCUGAGUCAAUCAUCACUAAUAACGGAACCAACCUAAAUAGUGAUUUGAUGAGUUCAUUGUGUGAGAAGUUUAAGAUCAGUUAUCAAAACUCGACAGCGUAUGGACCACAAAUGAAUGGAGUGGUUAAGGCUGCAAACAAGAACAUCAAGAGGAUACUACGCAAGAUGAUCGAUAAUCACAAGCAUUGGCAUGAAAAGCUACCCUUUGCCUUGCUGGGAUAUCGUACUACCAUCAGAACUUCAAGUGGGGCUACACCUUAUUUUCUUGUAUAUGGUAAUGAAGCUAUGAUACGUGCUGAAGUAGAGAUACCAUCUCUGAGGAUUAUUCAGGAAGCGGAGUUGAGUGAUGCUAAAUGGGUACAAGUUCAUUCGGAGAACUUGGUAUUAAUAGACGGAAGAAGGAUUAAUGUCGUUUGUCAUGGUCAUCUCAAUCAAAAUAGAAUGGCCAGAGAUUUCAACAAGAAGGUCUGA